Messenger RNA from Solanum stenotomum, 1432 nucleotides. RefSeq lists its product as uncharacterized. The record is from RefSeq and is a predicted model, not a curated record. The transcript has a single exon. Bases 225 to 698 code for a protein of 157 amino acids. NCBI's taxonomy places the organism in Eukaryota, Viridiplantae, Streptophyta, Magnoliopsida, Solanales, Solanaceae.
AGUAACCAUAUCCUGCAACUCCCUUUUCUCUCUCUCUUCUGUUUUUGUUUCUUUCAAUUCAAAUUCUCACAACACUUUUUCUUCUCUUUCAAUUAUACACACUCUUCGUCAUCCACUAUUUGCAGAACUGCACUUACAGAUACUUUCGUCAUAUCUAUCCCACAGGUCCCCCCACAUUCAUGAUUGUGGUCCUAUUCUUUCUUUGAUUUAACUUUUACAUUUUUAUGUCUGUUUCCACCAACAAUCAACCCAGUACUGUUGAUGGCGGUGGGGGAAGCGGCGGCGAAGAUGAUGCCGUUGGUGGUAGUCGGUGUAAGGAGAUGGAUGAUUCAGAAGAAGAGGAAGGUGAUAACAAUAAGGAUUUUAGAAAGAAUAAGGGAAAAAGGGUAACUUGUUUUCGGUUUAGAAAGGUUAAAAGUACGUUGUUGAGGAGGAAACGAAAAGGGGUUUCUGGAAAUUCGGAGAGAAGAAGGGAAGGAAGUGGCGGAGGAGGAGGAGGGUGUUACUUGUGCUUGAGGAGACCGCUGACUUCGGAUUCAGGCGGUGAGUCACAAACGAGUGAUCCUAAUAGCCCCAAUUUUACUUAUGAGAUGUUAAGAGUUUUGAUUGAGAAGAAUGAUUUUUAUUCUAAUGAAUGCAAUCCCCAUUUGGAUGUAGAAUCUAAGCCCUGCUCUAAUCAAGAUGAUAAAGAUAAAUGAAAUGUGAUUAAAAUAAAAGGAGAAUUUUUGGAUGAUAAUGCAAUUUGAUUCCUUGUGUUGCAUUCUGGGUGAGUAUAGAACUCAGAGGCUUCGAAAUGCCAACAAUUUGUGCAAUCGAGUGAGAAUUAUUAGUCGUGGCGGCCUAGUAGUUCUUGGUUUGUUUUGAGUCAUUUAGCAGUCAAAACACUGUAUUUGAACUCCGAAGCUCGAGGGGGUGAAAUAAUUCUGUAGUUUUAGUUUGUGUUUAUUGUGUCUGGUGUAUGAUUCUCAAUUUGGAGAGUUGAAAAUCAUUUCUAUCAGAUUGAGAGCAUAGCUAUUAGAAAUUCGGAAUAGCAAUCCGAAGGAAAGUUACAUUUCUGGGUAAUUUUUUUGACUUUGAGAAUUUUCCUAUGUGGAAUAGAAAUUUUCAGAAAGUGGGACGGGGUGGAUUUAUAUUUGAAAAAGAUUGAGGUGAAGCCAGAGAAACUGUCCAUCCAAUUGCUCUGUGGUGGAUGACAACUCGAGUACGAGGUAUAGAACUUGAUUGAACGAAACUAUUCUUUAUGCAAAUGAAUCAGACUUUGCAGUGAUCACCUCUUGUAGCAACCAUAAUCCUGUAAUGUUCUACUUCAAUUGUGUUCAGCAUUUAGUUUUUAGAGCCAUAAUUUGUAAAGAAGUACCGGCCACAGUUCACACUGUAUAUGAAGGUGGAAAUAUUGCAUAUCUAUGAAUCAUGUAAUUGCUUUUGAUGUAAA